AUGUUUGAACAAGAAAUAGCAACAGUAAAGCGAUUAGGAGUCAGAUAUAUCUUACUUCAAGCUCUCAAUUUUGCAUCAGUCAUCUCAACAGCCCUCAUGAUUUGGAAAUCAUUAGCCAUCACUCUCAACACAGAAUCACCCGUCGUCGUCGUCUUAUCAGGAUCAAUGGAACCUGGAUUCUAUCGUGGCGAUUUAUUAUUCUUAUCAUUACCUAUCCAUCGAAACUUAAGUAUUGGUGAAAUCCCAGUCUUUAAUGUACCUGAUGGUAAAAUUCCAAUCGUACAUAGGUUAAUUGAAAAUCAUGAUGAACCUAUUCACUCGAAAUCUAACAUUCAAGAUCGUUGGAUGUUAACAAAAGGUGAUAAUAAUGGGGAAAAUGAUGUAGGACUUUAUAAUGGUUUAAAGUAUCUUAAACGUUCAAAUCUGAUUGGAAAAGUUAAUGGAUAUGUUCCUUAUGUGGGUUAUGUAACGAUUGUGAUGAAUGAUUAUCCGAAAGUGAAAUACGCAUUAUUAGCAGUCUUAGGUCUAACAAUUCUAUUUUCAAGAGAAUAA
Messenger RNA from Melampsora larici-populina 98AG31, 552 nucleotides. RefSeq lists its product as hypothetical. Gene Ontology annotation, cellular component: membrane; signal peptidase complex. NCBI's taxonomy places the organism in Eukaryota, Fungi, Basidiomycota, Pucciniomycetes, Pucciniales, Melampsoraceae. Gene Ontology annotation, molecular function: serine-type endopeptidase activity. The coding region runs from base 1 to 552 and encodes 183 amino acids. The record is from RefSeq and is a predicted model, not a curated record. The transcript is spliced from 3 exons.